GAAGCCCUCGCCGGCACGCUCCCUCUCCCCUGUUUAGCUAGGCCGCCCCCGCCCUCCCGUAGUCCCCCGUUCCUCCUCCACCAAGAAGCAAGAACUGAGAAUUGUCCGCCCCAUUCCUCCCGUAAUUCACUGCUCCUCCGCUGCAUUGUUGUUCCAGAGGAUUGCGCCAGUGAAGCCACGUUGCGCAUCCGGCUCGCCGCUCACCCGUCCAGUCCGAGCCCAGCUUAUUUCGUUCGCUCCGCAAAACUCCAUCCGCUCGCAGGCUCUCUCCAUCUCCGUCCGCGCCGAACACUCCGCGCCAUUUAGAUCCAGGCAUCCUCCCAUUUCAUCCGCGCUCGCCUCUGUUCCCCGUAGGCAUCCUAGUUGUGCUCGUCUCCGGGGCCCCUUCGUUGCCGCCGCCGUGGAGUGCAGAUCCGUCAGGACUUGUGGCGGAUCCAUUCAUUUUGUUGGAGGGAUUGGGUCGAAUAAGAUUGAUGACAUUUUGACACUGCCAAUCACCUUUCCCACGGGAUCCACAUCGCUGCAAAUACUGCAAAUUGCAUUGUAAAGCCAUUCUAAGGAAUGCAGAAAGAUGUAUUUGCAUGCUAAAGAUUUCUCUUGUGAAGAGGAGGGCAUUUCUCCAACUCAUUUAAAAUCACUGGUUCUUCAUGAGCAAGGAUUUCAAGUGCACAUUAGGUGCAUAUCAGAAAGUAACUGUGAUGCCACUAAUGUCAGAAAUAUCGCUAUGCUAGAUCGUAUAAUUUCUGAAGACGGUUGAAGUUUUCUGUUUUUACCAACUUGCUACAGUUAAUUAAGAUAAUAAGAAUCAUUUGCUAGGAUUUGUUUAUGAUGGAAGCAGAGAAGAAUGGAAACAUUUUGAUGCAAAAGUAUGAGGUUGGCAAAUUAUUGGGGCAGGGAACUUUUGCCAAGGUAUAUCAUGCUAGGAACAUAGUGACGUCACAAAGUGUUGCUAUCAAGGUGAUUGAUAAAGACAAAAUUUUCAAGGUUGGUCUAAUGGAGCAGAUCAAACGGGAGAUAUCAGUGAUGAAAUUAGUGAGGCACCCAAACAUUGUACAACUUUAUGAGGUCAUGGCUACUAAAACAAAAAUAUAUUUUGUUCUUGAAUAUGUCAAGGGUGGUGAAUUAUUUAACAAAAUUGCUAAAGGUAAGUUAAGAGAAGAUGCUGCAAGGAAGUACUUCCAACAAUUGGUUAGUGCGGUUGAUUUUUGCCACAGCAGGGGUGUGUAUCAUCGUGAUUUGAAGCCGGAAAACCUACUCGUUGAUGAGAAUGGGAACCUGAAAAUUUCAGAUUUUGGAUUGAGUGCACUUGCUGAGUCAAGGCGCCAAGAUGGCCUUCUUCACACAACUUGCGGUACUCCAGCAUAUGUGGCACCUGAGGUCAUCAGCCGAAAAGGAUAUGAUGGUGCAAAGGUUGACACUUGGUCAUGUGGGGUGAUCUUAUUUGUUCUUAUGGCUGGUUAUCUGCCAUUCCAAGAUUCAAAUUUGAUGGAGAUGUACAGAAAGAUUGGGAAAGCAGAUUUCAAAUGUCCACCUUGGUUUCCAUCAGAUGUACGAAAGCUAGUGUCAAGAAUUCUUGAUCCAAACCCUAGGACUAGAAUGCCAAUUACAAAAAUAGUGGAAUGCUUUUGGUUCAAAAAGGGCCUUGACAGCAAGCUAAUCCGAAAGAAUAUCGAGAUGAAGGGGAAAGUUUCAGCUCUAACUGAUGUUAAUGUGGUUUUCUCAUCCACAGGUAGCAGUAGCGGGAACAAUAAAAUGGUUGAUGAGAAACAUGAUUCAGCAAAAGUCACCAACCUUAAUGCUUUUGAUAUUAUUUCCCUUUCAGAAGGCUUCAAUCUUUCUGGCUUAUUUGAGGAGACUGAGAAUAAAAAAGAGGCAAGGUUCACAUCUAGCCAAUCAGCUUCAACUAUUAUAUCAAAACUUGAGGAUGUUGCCACAUGUUCAAAGCUUACUGUAAAGAAGAAAGAAGGUGGUGUGCUAAAAAUGGAAGGUGAAAGUGAAGGAAGGAAAGGUGUCUUGUCUAUUGAUGCAGAGAUCUUUGAAGUUACACCUUCAUUCCAUCUGGUAGAGAUCAAAAAGAACAAUGGGGAUACACUAGAAUACGAAAAUUUGUUUAAGCAGGACAUGAAGCCAGCCCUCAAAGAUAUUGUUUGGGCAUGGCAAGGCGAACGUCAGGAUCAGCGAACUGAAGAUCAUAAGCAGCUAUAGAUUUGCCUUAUUAUUGAACUGGCUUGUUUCCACAGUAAGGCCCAUCGUUGGUUAGCAUUCAGAUGUUGUAUCUUGUCACUUUUUUCGAUUCAUUUUAUCUUAUGGCCUUCUUGAAUUACUGCUUCUCUGAUAUUGACAUGAACAUCUGAUUCGAUUGUGAACUUAUUAAGCAGCAUCAUGUUGUUAUGAUGAGUCUACCAUUAACUGUUGUUUAUGCUGUUGCCAAUCCACCAAUCCAGUUUCUUUAGCCAAGAACCUUGAUUCAUUCAGAGUAUCAACUGGCAGGUUGAAAAGAAACAUCAAACCCUGAUGGACUGUAGUAAAAGAGGAUGAUCAUCU
Panicum hallii is the source of this 2544-nucleotide messenger RNA. Its product is annotated as CBL-interacting protein kinase 18. Gene Ontology annotation, molecular function: ATP binding; protein kinase activity. The record is from RefSeq and is a predicted model, not a curated record. Bases 826 to 2205 code for a protein of 459 amino acids. Gene Ontology annotation, biological process: signal transduction; protein phosphorylation. The transcript has 3 exons. Lineage: Eukaryota; Viridiplantae; Streptophyta; Magnoliopsida; Poales; Poaceae.